ACCCGAUUCAAGACCUAAGCCGCGAGCGUAACGUGGGUUUUUACUAGCCGAGUUCGAGAAGAGGCCGAUGUUGGGUUCCACCUGCGUGAAAUUUCGUCUGGGGUUUUGAUCGGCCAUGGCGAUUCCCCUUGGGAAGCUCACCAUCAUCAUCGGAGCAGGUUUACUUGGGUCUGCCCUAUCAAAGGAAGGGGGCUUGUCAGAUGUCACAAGCUUCUUUUCUGGUGCUUUAAAGAUUGUCUCAAAGCAUCUUCAACAUGAUAAAGAAAGUUCUAAGUCGAGUAGCAACCCUCCUACUGAUUCUCUUCUAGCUCAGGUUAAUACUUUGCGACAAGAGCUACAGCUUUUGACAACUAACCGAUCAGUCACUAUUGUAACUGGUAGUGGAUCAGGUUCUGGCAUUUUUGGUGUGAAAAUUGUUAUAGUUGUUGGAUCUGUUGGAUAUGUGUACUUGUGGUGGAAGGGAUGGAAGCUUACGGAUAUGAUGUUUGUGACAAGACGGGGUUUUUCUGAAGCUUGCUCUUCUGUGGGAAAACAACUUGAAGUUGUUUCAUCAUCUGUAGCUUCCGCCAAGAGAUACUUAUCUUCAAGGAUUGAUCGUGUUGAUACUAACAUUAAUGAGUGCAAGGAAAUCACUGCAGCAACCAAGGUCGAGGUCUCGAAAUUACAUGGAGAUUUAAGUGUGUUCCAUGAGGAUGUUGAAUCUGUUCGUUGCGCUGUCCAGACUCUGGAAACAAAGCUUAUUCGAAUUGAAGAAAAUCAGGAUUUUGCAACUGAAGGAGUAUAUCGUCUGUGCCAAUUUGUUGAGAGAAUCGAGCCUAGCAGAAAACCAGAACUUAUCCAGGAUCCAGCAUCCAGUUCUCGGCGGGCCAUUGGACCUCCACAACAUACAGCUGUUACACGGAUGAGUUCAAUGCCACCUUUAGCACUAGAACAGCCAUCUCUGUCAGCUUCUAGUGAGCCCCCAAAGGUUCUGCAUACUCCAAAGGCUGUAUCACCAUCAGGUCUGAAGGACUUGCAGUUCUCAAAUCCAGUUAGGGGGAGGAACUCGGGCAACAAUUCAGCAAAGCUUGGAAAUAGAACCUCAUCUUUAGAUGAAUCAAGCAGCAGCAGCAGCACCACCACCACCACUGCAAGUUCCACCAGCUUUCGGUCAUGGCUGCCUGGUCUCAGUGUUCUUACUAGAGCUCGCAGUGAUGUCAGCUGAUCCACUCACAGUUAUCCAAACUUUGUAUUUACAAUUACUUCUCAUCUCUUUUCUCCCUCCUGCAGGAAGCAGGAAUAGAAAAUUCUCUUACUCUUAUUUUAUACAAAUCCAAGAAUUUUGUAGUUGUUUAGGAUAAACCUGAGAUAUUCUCUUCUGCGAGAUGUAGAUGAAGAUUUACUAUGUAAGAUGGUAUCGUAUUUGCUUUUACAAUUUUAUCGCAUGCUGGAUUCUGAUAAUAAGUGGUUGUAAGAAAAUCCGUAACCUAUCAAUAUAUAGCGACAGCAUGGAGGUCCUUUAGGAUCUUUUUUUUCGGAUGUCA
Messenger RNA from Asparagus officinalis (garden asparagus), 1523 nucleotides. RefSeq lists its product as uncharacterized. NCBI's taxonomy places the organism in Eukaryota, Viridiplantae, Streptophyta, Magnoliopsida, Asparagales, Asparagaceae. Bases 116 to 1204 code for a protein of 362 amino acids. The record is from RefSeq and is a predicted model, not a curated record. The transcript is spliced from 14 exons.